ACUAGAUGAUUAUUAUUAUUCUCAAAGAGGACAAUCACCAAUAGCUUCAAGUUCAAGUUCUGAUGUUCAAAACUCAAGAUCCAGAACUCCUGCUAUUAGAAAUUCAAGAUCUCGAUCUUCUGUUACUAUUCGAAAUUCAAAAUCUCGAUCCCUUGUUACUAUUCAAAACUCAAGAUCUAGAACACCUGCUAUUGAAAAGUUGAAAUCAAAGACAUCCAGCAUCUCUUCUAUAAACCCCAUAGUCGAUCCUAACAAUACAAAUAGUCUAGGAGGUCAAAAUAAUUAUAUUGAAGCUAUAAAUAGUGCUAUCAUUACACUUAUAAAUGAGAUUCACAGUAUCAAAGAGGCUCAACAAAGCUGGAGAAUUAGUCUUGAUUUGGACAAGCAAAAGUUAGAUAAAAAAAGAAAAGAGACCAAUUUCCGAAGAGGCGAUAAAAAAGAAAGAAAACAAAAAGGAAUAGCACACAUGCUUGAUACUAAUAAUAAUUUGUUUGAUACUCUCCAUCUGUCAUCUUUAAAUUUGAAUGAGUUUAAAGAGAACUGUGAGUUAAUAAUGAAUAAAGGUGAGUAUCAUAGUGAUGAAGUAUUCGAAACUGAUGAAGAACUUGUAAAAAAGGAAGUUCAAGUAGGAAUUUGA
Messenger RNA from Funneliformis geosporum, 637 nucleotides. NCBI's taxonomy places the organism in Eukaryota, Fungi, Glomeromycota, Glomeromycetes, Glomerales, Glomeraceae. The record is from the annotation of a GenBank genome assembly.